AUGAAGCGCCUGGAGCUCCACUUCUCCGGUGAUGAUCCUGUGGUCGGAAUGAGUCCCCGGCACCUGGAUUUUGAGUCGUUUGAGCCGGUGCUACAGGCUAUGCAAUGUACUAUGGUGAUGCCGGUGAGAAACCGCUACUUCGAUGCGCAUGUGCUGUCGGAAUCGAGCCUAUUUGUCUACCCCACCAAGAUUAUUAUCCAGACAUGUGGUAUCACCCUGCUGUUGAAAUCAAUCCCUCCAUUGCUCUGCUAUGGACGCCACAUGGGUUUGACUGUGUGCAGGUGUAGACACACCAGAGGCAGUUUUAUCUUUCUAACAGCAGCAGAUCCUCAUGGGAACAGCGUUGAGGUUGCAAUUUGUACUUACUGUCGUUCAUAUCAGAAGGUUAUGGUAUGA
Messenger RNA from Vitis vinifera (wine grape), 396 nucleotides. Its product is annotated as S-adenosylmethionine decarboxylase proenzyme 4-like. The coding region runs from base 1 to 396 and encodes 131 amino acids. Gene Ontology annotation, cellular component: cytosol. Lineage: Eukaryota; Viridiplantae; Streptophyta; Magnoliopsida; Vitales; Vitaceae. The transcript has a single exon. The record is from RefSeq and is a predicted model, not a curated record. Gene Ontology annotation, biological process: spermine biosynthetic process; spermidine biosynthetic process. Gene Ontology annotation, molecular function: adenosylmethionine decarboxylase activity.